AAGCAAAAUAUAUUAGAAAUAAUGUAUCGCAGUCUGCUCCUGUUGGCAAUCCUGAUAGGCACCAUGGUCUGGUGUUUCUGGCGCGAUCUCGGAUAUGGAUGGGAAAACAGCACCCGACUCAAGUCAAAGAACACGGUGAUUUCCACCUCGAUCGACGUGUUGGGUGUCAUGAGUCUCACAGCCGCAUCCAUCAUUGGUUCAAUACUGUACUGGCAGCACGUACGGAGUAUCAUCGAUACACUGGUUGAAUGCGACGAGAAGAUGGGAAUCCUCUCGCCAAAAAAGCUGCAGAGGGUCACCAUCAUACUGACGUUGAUCAGCCUCUCCUAUAUCAUCAUUCUUUCCUGUCUCGACAUCUACACAUGGAAAUACCAAAUAAAGCUGAAUAAAAAGCUGGAUGACAGGAGUGUACUAAAUUAUUUUCCCCUGUACUUUAUGUACAUCGUCAUCGUUAUGAUGGAGCUCCAAUUCGCCAUCAUCGUGUACAACGUGGGCCAGCGGUUCUUCAGGAUCAACAAGAGCCUCGAAAACAUCUUAAAAAGUAGCAAAAUUACGAAUCAAUUCAGGAAGGAUCUUGGAUUAGCCGGUGAUCUACGAAAUCAAGGACAACUAAUAACGUAUAUCCAACAAGAAAUGAUGGGGAAUACUCGACUCUUUCGUAAAUCAAAGAUCAUGGAUUCCACUGCCGCAAAUGAUAAUAGAAGUUUCACGGACCGAAUAUCCCAACUGUUGACAGUACACUCAUCUCUAUGUGACACGGUCUCGCUUAUAAAUAGCGCUUAUGGCGUCGUUAUACUUGUAAUUACGAUUACUUGCUUAAUACAUCUAGUCAUUACGCCGUCCUUUUUGAUAAUGGAAGCUGACAUAACACGCGAACCUUUAUUCGUCGCGGUGAAAGGACUCUGGUGUGUCUUUCACACUUGGAAAUUGCUCAUAAUCGUACAACCCACGUAUACCACUACAAUGCAGGGAAAGAAAACAGCAAUAUUGAUAAGCCAAUUGCUGACAGUGAGUCAUGACAGGGAAGGCACAAAACAAUUAGAAAUCUUUUCGCUUCAGCUUCUGCACCGUCCGUUAGAAUUCUCAGCGUGCGGACUCUUCACCUUGGAUCGUACUCUCGUGACCUCGAUUGCUGGCGCAGUCACAACGUAUCUCGUAAUACUGAUCCAGUUCCAAAAAGAUGAUGACACAAAGGGCAGUUUCGACAACAUAUUGAAGAAUGCUACGCAAAUGCUGAAGAACGCGACGACGCUUCAGAAUAUUACAGCGGGAAGGUUAGGCCUAUAAAUUAGAACAAAUUAUGCUUCUCUUUCACUGAUCCAUACUUUUUUUUUUAUAUUUUUGAAUCUAUAAUAAUUAAAGCUUAUUAAAAUUUAGUAUACAUCGCUUACACAAAUUUACUCGUAAAAUAUCCACGAUCGAAAAAAUCAAGUUGAGACCUCUGAUUUCUAUUUUUUUAUGUUUUCGAAUCUAUAAUAAAGCUUUUUAAAAUUUAGUAUA
Nylanderia fulva is the source of this 1500-nucleotide messenger RNA. The record is from RefSeq and is a predicted model, not a curated record. NCBI's taxonomy places the organism in Eukaryota, Metazoa, Arthropoda, Insecta, Hymenoptera, Formicidae.